Messenger RNA from Mesoplodon densirostris (Blainville's beaked whale), 5406 nucleotides. It is a transcript of the gene STON1, whose product is annotated as stonin 1. The transcript is spliced from 4 exons. NCBI's taxonomy places the organism in Eukaryota, Metazoa, Chordata, Mammalia, Artiodactyla, Ziphiidae. The coding region runs from base 104 to 2296 and encodes 730 amino acids. Gene Ontology annotation, biological process: synaptic vesicle endocytosis; clathrin-dependent endocytosis; regulation of endocytosis. Gene Ontology annotation, cellular component: AP-2 adaptor complex; synaptic vesicle. Gene Ontology annotation, molecular function: clathrin-cargo adaptor activity. The record is from RefSeq and is a predicted model, not a curated record.
UUCUCCUCCCCGGGUGGACGGCGGCGGCCGGAGUCGGAGCCCCAGCCGCGCUGCCCAGACAACAUAUCUGAUUCAUUGGCAAGACCACAAUCUGAUCCCAAAGAUGUGCUCCACAAACCCAGGCAAUUGGGUCACAUUUGAUGAUGACCCUGCUUUUCAGUCUUCUCAAAAGUCAAAGAAUUUCCCUCUGGAGAAUCAAGGCAUUUGUAGGCCAAAUGGACUUAAACUGAACCUUUCUGGUACUAAGGAAUUUCCCAGUGGAUAUUCCUCCACCAGCAGUACCCCUCUCUCCUCUCCCAUCAUAGACUUUUAUUUCAGUCCAGGACCUCCAAGUAACUCUCCUCUUUCUACACCUACCAAAGACUUCCCAGGUUUUCCUGGCAUCCCCAAAGCAGGGACUCAUGUGCUUUAUCCUAUUCCAGAAUCAUCUUCAAACAGUCCAUUUAUACCUGGAGCAGGUUCUUCCUUAUUGCCUACUAAACCAACCUGUUUAUCCCAUGCUUCCUUACUCAGUGACCACUCAUGUAUACAUCCAGCUCCCAAAGUGGGUCUUCCAGAUGAAAUGAGCCCUCACCAGGCUGACAGCCUAGGGUUCCAAAGUGAUACUCCCCAGUUUCAGUAUUUUCAGGAGGACUGUGCCUUUUCAAGUCCAUUUUGGAAAGAUGAAGGCAGUGCUUCCCAGCUCACCUUUGACCCUCCAGGAAGCAGGAAGAUGGUCCCAUCAAGAGACAAAGAGAUGCCUAUUGAUCAAAAAGGCUUAAAUCAAUGUUCACUCAGCUACAUCUGUGAGAAACUUGAACAUUUCCAAUCAGCUGAGAACCAAGACUCAUUUGGAAAUUUGUCUACGCAGUGUCAGUAUGCUGAAGGUGCUGCCUCUUCCUUUGUCCCCCACAUGCUCUUCAGGAGUCAGCCAAAAGCCGGAUGGUCUUUCAUGUUGAGAAUUCCUGAGAAGAAGAACAUGAUGUCUUCCCGUCAGUGGGGGCCAAUUUUUCUAAAAGUCUUACCUGGAGGAAUUUUGCAAAUGUAUUAUGAGAAGGGGUUAGAAAAACCAUUUAAAGAGUUACAGCUCAAUCCAUAUUGCAGGCUUUCUGAACCCAAAGUUGAGAACUUUAGUGUGACAGGAAAAAUCCAUACUGUGAAGAUUGAACAUGUGUCUUACACAGAAAAAAGGAAAUACCAUUCUAAGACAGAAGUAGUUCACGAACCAGAUAUAGAACAAAUGCUGAAGUUGGGAUCCACAGAGUACCAGGACUUCCUUGACUUUCUGACCAGUGUGGAGGAGGAGCUGAUAAAGCUGCCAGCUGUUUCAAAACCAAAGAAGAACUAUGAGGAACAAGAAAUUUUCCUUGAAAUUGUGGACAACUUUUGGGGUAAAAUCACUAAAGAAGAAGGCAAAUUGGUUGAAAGUACUGUGAUAACUCAAAUCUGUUGCCUCUGCUUUGUGAAUGGGAACACAGAAUGCUUUUUAACUUUGAAUGACCUUGAGCUGCAGAAGCGAAAUGAAUGCUAUUUUGAAAAAGACCCAGAAAAGAAGGGGAUUGAUAUUCUUGACUAUCAUUUUCAUAAGUGUGUGAAAGCACAAGAAUUUGAGCAAUCAAGAAUCAUUAAGUUUGUACCUCUGGAUGCCUGCCGGUUUGAGCUGAUGCGUUUCAAGACUUUGUAUAGCGGGGAAGAUCUUCCCUUUUCCCUGAAGUCUGUAGUGGUUGUCCAGGGGGCAUAUGUGGAGCUUCAGGCCUUUGUCAACAUGGCCCCGUUGGUCCAGAGACCAUCCUUGAGGUCCUGUGACAACAUAAUGAUACACUUUCCUGUUCCAUCGCAGUGGAUCAAGGCCCUCUGGACCAUGAACCUCCAGAGGCAGAAGUCCCUGAAAGCCAAAAUGAACCGCCGGGCGUGUCUGGGGAGUUUACAUGAACCUGAAUCUGAACCUGUCAUACAGGUCACUGUGGGGUCAGCAAAAUAUGAGAGUGCCUACCGGGCCGUCGUAUGGAAGAUAGACCGGCUUCCUGAUAAAAAUUCAAGUCCUGAUCAUCCCCAUUGUUUGUCAUACAAACUAGAACUUGGAUCAGACCAAGAAAUUCCCUCUGAUUGGUAUCCAUUUGCUACUGUUCAGUUUGGGAUUCUUGACACCUGUGCCUCAAGGACAGAGGUCAGGUCUCUGGGGGUGGAGAGUGAUGUCCAGCCACAGAAACAUGUUCAUCAGCGAGCCUGCUACAACAUCCAGGUUGAAAUAGAAAAGAAGUGGAUUAAAAUCGCUGGAGAAGACCCAGAUAAAGCUGGUGACUGCGUAACUCAGUAGGAGUAGCAAGAGUCAGUGAUGACGACCCACUUUCCAAAAACGUAAUUCACAGAAACCACACAAAGUUCUGCUACUGUAGAGUGGAAAUGACAGGUCCAGUGGUUACGUUUAGACCUGCAACCGAACUGUCUGUACUUUAUGCUUUUGAUAUGUUUGUGCCCUGGGGGUGUGAUCUAAACUGUGUCCAUAAUUUUCAUGAUGUUUUUGUUUCCUAGUGAAACUCAAAGGCGCUAUUAUUGUGACCUGACAGCCACUUGGCCAAAGCAUUUUUGAUUUUUUUUUUUUUUUUCUUAUCUGGUACGCGGGCCUCUCACUGUGUGGCCUCUCCCGUUGCGGAGCGCAGGCUCCGGACGCGCAGGCUCAGCGGCCAUGGCUCACGGGCCCAGCCGCUCCGCGGCAUGUGGGAUCUUCCCGGACCGGGGCAUGAACCCGUGUCCCCUGCAUCGGCAGGCGGACUCUCAACCACUGCGCCACCACGGAAGCCCAUUUUUGACUUUUGAUUACUUGGUGGCUGAUUGUUUUGCCUUCUGGGUUACCUGGGGCCAUAUUUAUUAUCCUCCAGCCCCUGCCUCUUCUUAUUGAGCUAGCAGUAGUACUAGAGGACGAGGCAAUCGAAGGAGACAUAAACCAAAGUACUUAAUUUUCCCUCUUGCUCUUCUCUGAAACGUGGCUAGUUGUAGGAUGAUGUUGAAACCACAGGCUAACAUGGAGAUGUGGGACUAUCUCUGACUCUGAAUUAUUUAUCUUCCUGUCCUAUUACCACACUGGUGAGUAACCAUCAGCUGUAUUUGGUACCUGUCUUUCACCCACGGUAUCAUUAUUUUCAAAAUACAUUUGUAUUCUGGUGUGUGCUGCAAAGAAGCUAGUUCUGUUGAUAUACAUAUUUUAGUACAAGUCACUAAGACAUAUUGCCCUUUGCUUGGAGAGAUUCCUUUCAAAAUGGAAUCCCAGUAUUGGACACUAGUUAAAAUAUUUAUGUAUGUUAAAAAUGAACUUUUAAAGUUCAUGAAUAUUGUUUCCCAGAAGUGCAGACUCUAAGAAUGUGUUUUGAUAAAGUUUUUUUUUGUAAUUAACACAAGCUUCUCUUGAGUAGAAGUCUAAAUCAUAUUAUGAUUAUUUUAUGUUAAUUCUGCUAUCAUGCUAUUUAUGCUAAUUCUGCUUAAUUUAGAGUAAUUUUCUUUAAAAGAUGAGCGAAGUGAAAGACACUAGCUUGUUUUAUCUACAUUUCUAAGAAGUGAUAUUUCUAUUCUUCAAAGUCAGGUAAAUGUUUUUUAUGAAAAGCCAACGGCAUUAACAAUUAUAAUUCUGUUUAUAAUUUCCUUUCAGUGUUUAUAGUGAAAGGUCAGACUUUUAAAUUUAGGAAAUCUAUAUUCUAGGUAUUUUUUUAGUCAGAAAAACAUGUGGAAAAAACAUGUGGUAUUAAUGUACCUUCAAUUUAUGUUGAUCCUUAAAUAUGAUUAGGGGGUAUUUUUCUUUAUUUACUAGAUUUGUUUUGAGUCAAAACUGAUAAAAUAGCGUUCUUCCAAACAACAUUAUUUGUUGGCCCACAGAGUUUGUGUCAUACAUUUUAUUUAAUGUUACAUUACAUUCAUUUUAAUCUGUUAAAAAAUGCAGAUUUUAUAAAACAAACAUGAUCUGUAUCAAUCAGCAGAUUUAAUGCUUUUCAUUAUUUUACUGUAAAGGCAAAGAAUGCAAAAGUUGACUGUUAAAAUGAAUUGGUAUUGCUCUUUUUAACUUCAGCUGAUGUAUUGCUCAUAAUAUCAUAUGCUUGAGACUCACUGUUGAUGUAUAGGAGGGCAAAUCUAUGUGCGUGUCAUUUAAAAAAAAUUCCACCAUCCUGCCUCAUCAUUUGGUGUGGCACAUUCUGGAGUGACUUCAAUCUGCUCAGAACAAAUAUGGAGGCGGGCGGAACCUGAUGCUGCUCCAUGAUACCAGGGACGGUAGCUGGGUUAAUUACUGCUGGUCCUUUCAGAUCUGUUUUAUGGCAUCCUGCCCAUAAAGAACUCAGGAUCUGAUUCAGAUGAACUUGAUGAAUAUUUACACCUCAAAGUAAUUUCAGCACAGGGUUCAAUUAAUCACCCCCUAGGCUUCACAGGUUGCCAGUAUGUGUGGGUACCUCACUGCUGGGGUCAUUUAUUCAUCAGCCCUCCUGCCUUCAGGAACAUCUCAAGAUUCAGUGCUGGAAAUGUAACAAGAGGCUGACUGAAGCCCAAGUGAGUUUCUGCAGCAAUGCAAAGGUUGAUGGCAGGAACAGCGGGGUGCUGCAGCAUAAUUGUUCAUUUGCACAUCUAUUAGGAUCCUUAAAUAUUCAUUACUUAAAGUUAAAUUAACAUUCUGUGUCAGGUGGAGAGGCUUUUUAAUACAAUUCUUCUGACCUCAGAAAUGGCAGAAGGUCAAAUGUGAUCCUGAUGCUCUAAGUGAAAAAUCAUGUAGGGUCCACAUAGACUUACAAAUUAAGAAGUAGAAUCUCCUUUGCCAGAAAGUAAAUGAUGAUCUUCAAAACAACAACAAUAAAAACUCCUGCUUUUAAGGUAGGGAAUGGAGGAAGGAAGUGAAUGAAGGAGGAAUUACUCCUUUCUAGCAUUUUAAUUUAGGUAAUUUAGAUCAAUGCUUUAUGAGUUUGACCCCUUUGGGGGUCAUUUGUUUAAUUGACACCAUGGCAGACUUCCAAGGAGUUGGCCAGUUUGGGAUGAAUUGUUCUGCUCUAGUUGGUUUGGUCUGGUUGCCUUACCAGUCAAAGGAUCAUAUUAACUGCGUAAAUGAAUUCAUGGCUUGAUGGUUACCUGAUCAAUUUACAGAUCUGAAUUUAAGGACAUUUCCUUUUUUUAUGGGGAUAGAAAUAGUUUAAACAUUAAAAAAAGUAUGGGAAAAAAACCCUUCCUAGCAUAAAUAAAGGCUGGCAUUGUUUGACCUGAUUUAUAUAUUAAACAGUUCUAGGGUUUUAGUUCCCUUCAUUCUGGGUCUGUGCUUUCGAUAUAGCCCUUCUUCUCUUAUAAAUUAGGUCAGAAGGCCUUCCUUAAUAAUGACUAAGUAUUAUUAUAUCUUAUUCAAAAUAUGAUUUUAUGUCAUCAAUACAAACAUAAAACAGAUUGAGCCUUAAUAAUCAUGUA